GAAAACUCUUUAUUUCCCACAUUUAAACUUUGACUCUUCGUUUCUAUCAAUUUUACAGCCCAUUUGAAAAGAAAACCUUCUGAAAUCAGUCCUUCAUCCCCCCUCUUUCCCUAUAAAACCAUCAAACAAACAAGAAGUAUCCACCCCACUCUCUCUCUCUUUCUUAAUGGCACCAAAGCGUGCAAACCCUGUUGAAGUCCCAGCACCCGCUUUUUCAUCUGAAGAAGAUGAAGAGGUGACUUCUUCUGAGGAAGAAGAAGAAGGGUCUUCAACUGAGGAAGAAGGUGAGGAAGACCCCAAAACCAAGUCUACUCCAUUGACCCACAAGAUCCCACCACACAGAAAGCUUGAAACCGCUAACGAUGAAUCUGAUGAAUCCGGUUCUGAUUCCGAAUCUGAAUCCGACACCGCUGCACCGGUUGCUAUUGCGACGAAACCCGGAUCGAAUAAGCCCUUGGCUUCUUCAUCUAAACGGCCUGGGGAGUCUGGGUUGGAUGCCAAAGAAGGGAAACGACCCAAGAAGAAGGUUGGGGGAGAAGGGAUGGCUACUGCACCUGUUGUGGAGGAGGUGAAAAGGACUGGUGAAGAUGCAAAGAAGCUGCUGUUCCAGCGGUUGUUUAGUGAAGAUGAUGAGAUUGCUUUGUUGAAAGGUAUGUUGGAUUAUUCUGCUAAGACAGGGGCUGACCCUCAUACUGAUAUGAAUGGAUUUUAUGACUUCGUUAAGAAAUCGAUUCAUACUAAUGUUAGCAAAGUACAAUUGAUGGAUAAGGUUAGAAGACUAAAGAAAAAAUUCAAAAACAAUGUUGGUAAAAAUAAGAAGGGUGAGGAUCCAACUUUCUCUAAAGCCCAUGAACAAAAAGCUUUUGAGUUGUCGAAAAAGAUUUGGGGAGUUAGUGGAAAAGUUGAGUCUUCAACUGCCAAGUCGAAUGGGAAAGCCAAGGGGAAUAACAAGGUAGUGGCAGCAUUGAAAGCUGAGUUGCCUUCUUCAUCCGAUAAGAAAACAGACAAUGCGGUGCCAAUAGAGGUCGAUAUUGUGGUGUCUAAGAGUUACAGUAGUUUGCUUGAUAUGAAAUUUAGUGUCUCUGACACGGAAGUAGGUGUUGUAAAGGUCGGGUUGGAUAUGGUUGAUGGUGAGAAGAAGGCUGCUUUGGAGGCAAAAUGGAGGAAAUUGCAAAUGGCGCAGUUGGAGUUGUUUGUUGAGCGAGCUGAAUUUGUGACUGAGCAAGCUAAGUUGGCGCUGAAAUAUUACAAGUCCGAAGACGAAUAGAUUGGCAAGAAAUGAAAUUUUUUAACUUCUGUGAUUAUUAGUCUGCUGCGACCCUCUAUUGGCCUUCGGUGCUUACUUUACUUUUUAAACUGCUGCUGCCAUCUCUCUUAAGCCUUGAAGGAAUUGCUGUUUUGCUGCCAUUUACCAAAAAUUCCUCUCUUGUAAAUCUAGCUUGUUUUGGUUCUAAAAUUGCUUCACUUUGUUGUACAAAUCAGGUACUGAACAUGUUCAAAAAUCUGCUGCUAUUUGGCUUAAUGUAAUGCUGCUUUACCA
This is a messenger RNA of Gossypium raimondii (Peruvian cotton), 1540 nucleotides long. Its product is annotated as probable transcription factor At1g61730. The record is from RefSeq and is a predicted model, not a curated record. NCBI's taxonomy places the organism in Eukaryota, Viridiplantae, Streptophyta, Magnoliopsida, Malvales, Malvaceae. The transcript is spliced from 2 exons. The coding region runs from base 167 to 1267 and encodes 366 amino acids. Gene Ontology annotation, biological process: regulation of DNA-templated transcription. Gene Ontology annotation, cellular component: nucleus.